Limulus polyphemus (Atlantic horseshoe crab) is the source of this 2853-nucleotide messenger RNA. RefSeq names its product enhancer of polycomb homolog 1-like. The record is from RefSeq and is a predicted model, not a curated record. Bases 570 to 2732 code for a protein of 720 amino acids. Gene Ontology annotation, biological process: regulation of transcription by RNA polymerase II. Gene Ontology annotation, cellular component: piccolo histone acetyltransferase complex. The transcript has 14 exons. Lineage: Eukaryota; Metazoa; Arthropoda; Merostomata; Xiphosura; Limulidae.
GAAAAAUGUCGUAGAGUGGCUAGGCCUAACGUAAAGUUAUUAUUAUUGGGGUUUGUUAAAGAAGUAAAGAGAACUAUUUUAUAGCUUUUCCAUGAGUAUUUAGGAAAAAGAAGAGAAUUUAUCCAUUAAAAUAUUAGGCAUAUGGCAUUAUUUUUUUAUUAUUUUUAAACUAUUUAUUUUGACAUAAUUAUGAUAUUUUAAAUUAAGAUUUCUGAUAUACUGGGCCUGAUCAACUACCGUUAGGCCUAAGUAUUUUAAGAUUUGGGCAUCAGAAGGGUUAGCUCGACAGUCGUGUUUUUUGUUUUUUUUUCAAACUCGUACAAACGUGACAAUCACUACUGAUGUUAGUUUCGAUUCCAACAAGGAGCCUUAAUCUAGGCUUACUAUAUGCUGUUUUCUUCGUUUUGUUUGACAUUCUAACCUCAUCAUUCAUUGUAUUAUAGCUUCAUCACUCAUUUGGAUGAAACAUUCGUUUGUUACAAAACGAUUUUGACAUUUUUAUCGAAGAAAAGUAUACCACGUAUGUAUUGAGUUUAUUUUACUUGAUAUUGUUAAAUCGUUCCUUGAAGAUGAGCAAGUUAUCAUUCAGAGCACGUGCACUAGAUGCUUCAAAACCAAUGCCAAUAUUCAGGUCAGAAGAAAUUCCAGACCUACCUGAUUUUGCAGCAAUCAAUCGAGCAGUACCUCAGAUGCCAACUGGAAUGGAGAAAGAAGAAGAAUGUGAACAUCACUUACAGAGGGCAAUAUCAGCUCAACAAGCUUUUGGACAUACAGGAGAAUUGGUUAUUCCAACACCAGAGGUAUUUACUACAGAUGAAGAACUAUAUCAAUCAUUGUAUCCAGCAGACUAUAAGGUUUCAAGACAACUUAGACAUAUGCAGCCCUUUGCAGUUGAUCAUGAUAUUCCUGACUAUGAUAUGGAUUCAGAAGAUGAAAGGUGGCUGACACAACAAGCUAAGAAAAUGGAAGUUACACCUCUACAGUUUGAAGAAAUGAUGGAUCGUUUAGAGAAAAGUAGUGGCCAACAAGUUGUUACACUCAAAGAAGCUAAGCUUCUUUUGAAGGAAGAUGAUGAUCUUAUCAUAGCAGUUUAUGACUACUGGUUAAACAAAAGAUUGAGAAUGCAACAUCCAUUAAUUCCACAAGUUAAAACAGAAAAAAGGGAUGGUUCAACUACAAAUAAUCCAUAUGUUGCAUUUCGAAGGCGCACAGAAAAAAUGCAGACAAGAAAGAACCGAAAGAAUGAUGAAGCAUCAUAUGAGAAAAUGUUAAAAUUGAGAAGAGACCUUAGUAGAGCUGUUACUCUGUUAGAAAUGGUCAAAAGAAGAGAAAAAACAAAAAGAGAACAUCUUCACUUAUCUAUUGAGAUUUAUGAGAAAAGGUAUCAAGUUGGAGAUUAUACAGGACAAAUUUUAGCAGAAGUGUCAGCAUUAAAACAUACAAGGCAACCUUAUAUUCCAUUUAAUAAUCAAACUGCUUCUAAACAUGACGUACGGGUAACCAAGCACAAAGUGAAGAGGCAUACAGACGAAGGAAUACCCAGGAGAAAACGAGAAUAUAUAAAGAAGAAAUACAAACAAGAAACUUCUUUAUCAUUACGCCGACAGCUUUCAUCAGCACAAAAGAAUGAUGCAGAAACAAGUUUUUCAGAUGUACUUAGUUCCGACGAUGAAGGCUUUUCCCCAGCUACCUCACCAUCAGAUGUGGAGGAUGACAAUGAUCCUGAUGGACCAUUUGCAUUUAGAAGAAAGAAGUUUUGCAACUAUCAUGCACCUUUGAAGGAAAGACUGGGAAACUGGCCGUGGUGUCACCCUCAAGAAGAAGGUAAAGGUGAUCAUCGAUAUAGGUACUGCUUAACGUCAUUACUAUUUCCAAAAAGGAAAUGUGUAGGUUUUGCAAGAAGGAGAUUGGGCAGAGGUGGCAGGCUUCUGCUUGAUCGUGCCUGGACACCUUUGGAUGACUAUUGGAGCAAUUUAGAUGUAGAAUUCAACAGUUCAUUAUCAAAUGGAAUUCCAUCAAAUACAUUUUUAUCAGAAGUUAUAAAUGAAUGGCCAUUUUUUCGACCUCAAACUCCACCACUUUUGAAUCUUAAAGAGGAUACUGUGUUAUUAGAUGCUGAUUCAUCAACUCAGGUUUAUAGCUCAAUAAAAAAACUGCCUUCUGAAACAGACUUUGAAAGUUUUCAAAAUCACCAAGAAGAACUAUUUGAAAUGCAACGGAAACAACUUGAAAGGUUAAAACAGGAAGAACUCAGUACAGAAAUCUCACAAUGUGUUGAUCAUUCCUUUUCAUCUCAACCCACUUCUCGUUUCACACUAGACUCUGCAAGUGUUCAAUUUGCUGUAUCAGCACUACUCAGUGUGUCAGAGGUAUCUGGAAUAGUGAACUCUGUAGUUUCUUCAGUAAGUUCAGGUGGUGCUCAUUUAGGACCAGAUGGAUGCAUUCUACCAUCCUGUAAUGGGAUCACUCGUGAAGGAUAUGAUGAUGUAAUGAAUGGCACAACCUGUGCUGUCAUAAAUGGAAGCUAUGAUGAAGGGUCCUCUCAUAACCCAUCAACAGACUCUGUCAUUGAACUGACUUUUCCAGCAUUAACUUCUUCAGAUUCACAGUGUUUCCAGGUGCUGCCAUCUUCUGACGUUGGUGACGAAGACCCGAGUUCGUUUUACAACCCUUCUCUAGUUAGUGAAAGUCGACACAGUUUUUCUAGUAAUAUUGAUCACCAAGUCAGUUAGAUAAGCAUUCCAGGCAAGUGUUUAAAAUGUGGAAUGAAGGUAGAGUUGUUAAAUAUUGGUGGUUAGUGUAUAUCAUGUAAAAUAAGUGAACGAAAUAAAAAAAUGGUGUUAUGAAAACAAA